This is a messenger RNA of Aspergillus sclerotioniger CBS 115572, 1797 nucleotides long. RefSeq lists its product as uncharacterized. The transcript is spliced from 2 exons. The record is from RefSeq and is a predicted model, not a curated record. Bases 42 to 1520 code for a protein of 492 amino acids. Gene Ontology annotation, molecular function: phosphoric diester hydrolase activity. NCBI's taxonomy places the organism in Eukaryota, Fungi, Ascomycota, Eurotiomycetes, Eurotiales, Aspergillaceae. Gene Ontology annotation, biological process: lipid metabolic process.
CCUGUCUGUUCCUGGUCAGCAGUGGAUGGAUGGAUAGCAUCAUGGUUCCUUCGUCCUCAUCGACCCCUUCUUCCACCGUCUCCGUCCAGGACUCCCUGGACGUCAACGACGAAGCAGACUGGAUGCAAAGAUACCCGGGGGACAAGGAUCCGCACAGCGCGGCCACCAGCGACUUCGAGUAUGAGGACGAUGUCGAGGCGACGCCGGGGAUCCGCCCGGAGCGACCGCGACCGCGAUGGUGGAUGCGGGGAAUCCUGCCUCUUAUCGCCGCCUCCUUAUCGCCUCGGGAGUCUCGCCGCUCCGCAGCAGACGCUCGGCCUCUACUCGCUCCCGCCUCUUCUUACUCCACCUGCAAAUCCUAUUCCUCCUCGCGACAACACUAUUGCACGUUCAAAGUGUUGCUUCGUUGCUUAUGCUUCCCGCUCCUGGGGCUUCUCGUUAUGCUAGGCAUUGUCCAGUUUAUCUCCAUCGCCUGCGGCAUUGUCGUCUCUUUCUUUCCCGAUGAAAUCGACCGCGCAACCGAGCGGUGGCGUCACGGCGAUCGAGGACCCACCAUGGACAUACUGCAUUGGCCUACAGACAUCUCCAGGGAUAUUGUCCCGGCAAGAUGCCACUCCCACAAUGAUUACUGGCGUCCUAUCCCGUUGUAUUCCGCUCUCCAGGCCGGCUGUGUCAGCGUGGAGGCCGAUGUGUGGCUUGUCGACAACGACCUCUACGUCGGCCAUACCAAGUCAGCGUUGACCCCCCAGCGGACCCUGCAGAACAUGUACAUCAACCCGCUAUGGCGAAUCCUCGAACAGCAGAACCCCAUCACCGACUUCCAUCCCCAUCGCGACCAACCGCCGCAAGGGGUGUUCGACACCGAUCCGUCGCAAACCCUAAUUCUGCUGAUCGAUAUCAAGACCGAUGGUCAGGAGACCUGGCACCACGUGUAUGCCCAGCUCGCGCCACUUCGCGAACGCGGCUAUCUCACCUACUUCAACGGCACUGACCUCAUCCCUGGCCCUAUCACUGUCGUGGGCACGGGCAACACCCCCUUCAAUAUGGUCGUGGCCAACAACACCCACCGGGAUAUUUUCUUUGACGCGCCGCUAGACAAGCUCGCAGAAGAUGACGACAGCCUGCUUAACAACGACCAAGGCGGGGAUGCAGUAACCUCCCGCUCCUCGGAAAAUGUCGGUCAGGGUCUGUCCGGUCUCCCCGACACAGAAAUCAGAGCAGACACCUUUGAUUGGACCAACAGCUACUACGCUUCAGUUUCCUUCAAGAAAUCAAUCGGUAUGCAUUGGUCCUUCCGCCUUACAGAGCGCGAAGUCGACAAGAUCCGGGCUCAGAUCCGUGGCGCUCAUCGUCGUGGCCUCAAAGUCCGGUACUGGGGCGUACCGAGCUGGCCGCGGAGUCUGAGAAACCAUCUCUGGAGCAUGUUCGUCCGCGAGGGCGUCGACUACCUCAAUGUCGACGAUCUCCUGAGCGCCACCCGCCAAGACUGGCAGCCCCGUAUCUCAGACUGGUGGAAUUGACAUAUCUUUCUCAGUGCUCCUCCUUCAUUCUUUCACCUCCUUUCUUUUUUUUUCUUCUCUCACCUUUCUUAUUCCCUCCUUUCGCUCAUUCUCAUGUCUAGAAAGAAACGAUUGCACAUUGCGACGGCGUUUCGGUUUUGAUUUCCUUCCUGUUCGGUAGAUACCCACAUGAUGGCUUGGUCUGUGGUUUUUGGGUUAGGUUAGGUUAGGUUAGGUUAGUUCUUACUAGAGGAUGCUUCUUACUACUUAGCUUAGAUACAAAAGAAAUGAAACAGGC